Molecule: messenger RNA, 1461 nt
Organism: Serpula lacrymans var. lacrymans S7.9
Lineage: Eukaryota; Fungi; Basidiomycota; Agaricomycetes; Boletales; Serpulaceae
Exons: 3
Coding region: 79-1329 (416 amino acids)
Biological process (GO): formation of translation preinitiation complex; formation of cytoplasmic translation initiation complex; translational initiation
Cellular component (GO): cytosol
Molecular function (GO): translation initiation factor activity; eukaryotic initiation factor eIF2 binding; GDP-dissociation inhibitor activity
Source: RefSeq, a predicted model, not a curated record
GACCUCCACUUGACUAUCCAUCGUAUAAGUGUUUGUUUAGAUCUGGUUUUAUAAGUACACGUUAAGAUAUUGCCCAGUAUGGCCGCAGGAAUUGUUAAUAUCCGUCGCGAUGUCGACGACAAAUUCUAUCGCUACCGCAUGCCAGUCCUCCUCACUAAAAUCGAGGGUAAGGGUAACGGCAUCAAGACCGUCAUCCCGAAUAUGUCUGACGUAGCCCGAGCGCUCUCUCGCCCUCCCACCUACACCACCAAGUUCUUUGGCUGCGAGCUUGGCGCACAGACUUCCUUUGAUGAAAAGAACGAUCGUUACAUCGUCAACGGUGCACACGAUGCCAUUAGGUUGCGAGAGCUUCUUGAUGGCUUCAUCGACAAGUUCGUGCUCUGUCGUUCGUGCAAGAACCCCGAGACCGACCUCAUCAUUCUUAAGAGUGGAAGGACUGAGGACAUCGUGAGGGACUGCAAAGCUUGUGGAGAGCGGACCGGUGUAGACAUGAGGCACAAACUAACAACUUUCAUUGUCAAGAACCCGCCCAAGAAUCCUAAGAAAAGCAAGAAGAAUGCCAAGGGCGAGGCAAAUGGGAAUGGAGGUGGCGUUCAUGCUUCAGCUCCCGAUGUUCCUGGAGAUGAUGAAAAUGACGGCGACGAUGGCGGCGAGUCCGACGACGAGCUUACCAAAAAGAUCAAGGCAGAGGCUGCAGACCUUAACACUGAAACAAAGCUUGCCAAGGAAGACUGGUCAGCUGAUACUUCCGCUGAAGCUGUCAAAGCCCGGGUUAAAGCAUUGGAGGGCUCUGUCGCUGGCCUUUCUCUCACUCCUGCUGGGGGCUUAGGCGAUGAUGAUAGCGACGAAGAUGCAGAUAGUCCUUAUGCGCAAUUUGGUCGCUGGGUUGAGGAGAAUCGCGAUGACGACGAUAUUGGUGCUGUUCAAAUUUACAAGAAGGCACAAGAAUUUGGAGUGGAGAAAAAGCAUAAAACAGUGCUCGUUCUCGUACAGGCUUUGUUCACAGAAGACGUGGUCAAAGAAAUCGAGACAUACAAAGCUCUGUUGGCCAAGAUGGUCACUUCGGAGAAACAUCAAAAAGCUCUUCUUGGCGGUAUCGAACGUCUUGUUGGGCUCACCCACCCUGAACUAAUUCCAAGUGUUCCAAAAAUCUUGAUGGCUUUAUAUCAGACAGAUAUAAUCGAGGAAGAAGUUGUUAUGCAGUGGGGAACUCAUGUAAGCAAAAAGUAUGUUGAUAAGGAGGUUAGUAAGAAGGUUAGGAAAGCGAGUGAGCCUUUCUUGAAGUGGUUGGAGGAGGCAGAUGAUGAUGAGAGCGAUGAUGAAGAGUAGGUGAUCGGCGUGCGGACAAUUUCCUAUCCAUGUGUUCUCGUUAUCCUUGACUAUCUGUUCGUUGUUUUGUUAUGUCAGAUAUAUUUCUUGGUUGGACUGUCAAUGAAAAUCUUAUUUUUCGCGAGAUUUUGU